AUGGAAAAGUCUCAUCGCGCAAAUGUUAUUGUAACCUCGUGUCUGAAAACGCCGGUAGAUCCGCACACUAAAGUGCCAAUGGCUUUGUAUGAGAGGGAGCGCUCUUUGCCAUACGCUGGCGAGCAUUUGGAUAACAAGGACUACGAGAAGGAGAUGGAGUAUGACUCAGGGUCGGACGUUGGGGUCGGGGACUCCCCGGGGAAGGGCGCCAGCCCACUGCUGAUAAAGGACUACAGGGUGACCGGAGACCACAUAGACCUUCGGGAGUUCUACUUCUCCAACGAGGAGUACUACCGCAAGCUGGAGCAACUGAAAAGAGCCCACCUGCGCACCAUGGCAGAGCUGGAGCUGAUGUACCGUAAGAAACUCCAGCUGAAGAGCACGGUGCCUGUGGACAGCACAGAGAGAGCCAACCGGCUGCAGUGGGGCAGAACAAGCCCAAGGCUGGUGGGAAGUCUGAAGAAAUCCUUCUCCGCUUACGAACUACGGCGAGGCCCGGGUUUAUCGGACGAGUCGGACGAUGAAUGCCACACGGAGGACGUGUCUGGUGAUGGGUUUAUCGAGAAAGGUCUUCUGCUCUCACCGAAAGAGCACAUUAAAAACAUGUGGCAGGGAUUCAGCGUGGACAAACUCUCUCCCCGCCAGCGACAACGUUCCUCGUCCUCUCUACACAGCCGGUCGAGUAACCGCCAAGGAGCCGUCCGCCCCAAGGGUAAAGGAAAAGGUCACAGGUCGAGGAAACUCAGAGCGGCCGAGGAGGAAAACGAGGGACAAGCAGGGUUGCGGCCGCGGACGACGGUGCCCAAACCGUUCCGGAUGAUGCUCCGGGAGGCCGAGCGGAAGCGCAAAGGCGUUAAGACACGGGCGGAGAUCGAGCAGGAAAACGCAGAGCUACGACAGCAGCUGGAAGAGCUCAUGGAGUGCCAGCGCAAGUUCCGCGCCACCCCGAUGCCAGCGCACGCACGGCUACCUCUAUACGAGGAGCUGCGAGAGCGGGAGGAGGAGCGUCGACGCCUCCAGCGGCAGAACGAGCAGCAGCGUCUGCACAGCUCUCAACGUCCCUUCAGCUUCCUGGAGCGGGAGAGGCUCAAGAAGGAGCAAAAGGAGGAGCAGCUCCGCGAACAGAUGCUCCAACUGUCCAAGGAGGAGGAGGAGAGGAGGCGCAGGCCGUUCAAGGCCAAGCCGGUGCCUCGGGCAGUGAGAGAGGCAGCGACGGGGGAGCUGCAGAAGGAAGAGGAGCUCUACCGUGCUAUAAAGAUGCAAAUGCGUGCAAAGGAGUUGCUCCACGGCGCCUCCAUGCCACCCAGCAUGCUAGCACGUCGCCUGAGUGAGAGGAGGGCGCAGAAAGAAGACCAGGAGAGAGAGGAGAAAGACGACGGCGCCAGCCACCGGCCGAAGAUCAACGCGGAGGUGCCCGACUUCGACGCCAGCUACAGAAGGUACCGGAAGCAGCUGGAGAGCCACCGCGACGUGCGGCCCGCGACGGUGUGCGAGCCGUUCAAGUUGAGGACGGCCAACAUCGCCUCGCAUCGGGAACGUAUCAUGGCGGACAUCGAAGCAGAUAGGCUGAGUCCUCGUGCCUCCCGUUGGCCUUUCUCGACCCCUGCUGCCACCUCCUCGCCCCGGACCCCAUCUUCCAGCCUUUGCUCAUCUCUGUCUGGCAGCCAGGAAUACCUGCCAGCCAAAAUCACAGAUGCUGCCAGGAAACGUCAAGAGGCCGUGAGGAAGGUUCUGGAACAGAGAAAGAGGGCAGAAGAAGACGAGGAGAGAUGGAGGGAGAGACAAAAGCAAAGAGAGCAGCAACUGCAGAGGGUGAUCACAAAGCGUGCCCAAGCAAAUGACCCUCAUCUCCCCCUGGCACAAACAUGCCAGUCUAAACUUAAGCAGUUCAGGAAGCAGGACAAACAGCGGCGCAGGGAAUACAGAGAGGAGAUGAGAGAGAUUCAGGAAAGAGUGAAGAGCAGGCCGCUGCUUCUGGAACAGGUUGCACAGCUGAAUGCUAAACAGGCUGCUGAGAAGCGAUACGCUGAUACUUUGCAUGAAUGCGGACUGACGGAGGCCUUCGUCAGCGGUAAAGCGCCAAAAAGCCAAAGUCAAAGCCCCCAGUCCCCUAACAGGGCUCUCACAUCCAGCCUGACCUUCAUCAAACUCAGUGAGGACGACAAGGACAGUUCUUUGGCAGAUGCACGGGAUAUUAAUGAGCCUUUCUCUGAUGAUUAUCCGGAUGAUUACGAAGAGUACGACCAAGAUACGGAGGCCAGAGAGACAGAGAAAGAGGACAAAGAUCAGAGUGAUGAAAAAGAAGACGGGAGAAACUCGGAGAGCGACCACAGUGAGCAUGAAAAGGCUGAAGAUGACUGUCGCUCACGUGACGCUGAUUCGUAUUCUGAUGAGGAUCAUCGGGGUAAUGACAGUGAUGAAGAGAGUGACAUCAUAAACAGGGGCGGGAGCAGCCACAGCAACAGAAGCAGUAGAAGUAGCCACAGUCGUCAUAGCAACAAAAGCCUGGAUGCCAACGAGGGUGGACAAAACAGUGUUGGCUCGUUGAGUGAUAGCAAGAGUGAAGGAGAACCAAGCUGA
Chanos chanos (milkfish) is the source of this 2580-nucleotide messenger RNA. It is a transcript of the gene fam161a, whose product is annotated as FAM161 centrosomal protein A. The record is from RefSeq and is a predicted model, not a curated record. The transcript has 7 exons. NCBI's taxonomy places the organism in Eukaryota, Metazoa, Chordata, Actinopteri, Gonorynchiformes, Chanidae. Gene Ontology annotation, cellular component: cilium. Gene Ontology annotation, biological process: cilium organization. Bases 1 to 2580 code for a protein of 859 amino acids.